AUGAAACGACCAUCAUGGAAUACGAGUUCUUAUGAAAAUACAUUAUGGCUUUAUGAUAUAAAAAACCAAACAAAAACAUUAAUUACAACAAAUCUUCAUACAUCAAUCAAACCACAAUGGUCACCAAGCGGUAACUACAUUGCAUUAUUACCAAAAAAUAAUUCAUUAAUCAAUAAGACCGAUGAAGAUCAAAAUAAGCAACAACUAGAACAAUAUAUUUAUUUAUAUUCUCUAAUAUCAGAUGAACUGUUGUCUAUUCAAAUUGGAAAAGAUACGCUUUCGGCUUUUACAUGGUCUAAUAAUGAUUCAUCAUUUUAUUUCGCUGGCAUCAAUAUGGGAUUAACAAAUAAAGAAAAUGAUUCAUAUAAAGAUGAAUGGAAAGAUGUUGUUCAAUACCGAGAAAGUAUGAUACGUAGUAGUACAAUUUAUCGUAUUGAUCUCAAUAGUAGUAACUACUCAUUACCUGUAGAAAGAAACAUCAUUCGAAAUGUAUCUUUUCUCAUUGAUCAGUUAUUAUAUGUUCCAUUUGAUGAAAAGAUCGUAUUUUCAUCCGCGUCUACACCUGUUGAAAAUUUAAGUGAUUUUGAAUUAUAUUCUAUUGAUCUUCGAAAUACAUCCUCAUUGUUAAAAUUGACUGAUAACGAAGCAUUCGAAUUCGAAUUACAAUUAUCGAUCGACGGCCGGCAUCUAUUAUUCCAAAGCUUCAAUGUUAAUUCGAAAAAAGGGACAUUCACCAAUGCACAAAAUGGUCUUUAUUCGUUAAACUUAAUCAACGGACAAAUAACACGUUUAGCAGAAAAAUUUUCUGGUAGUAUCAUUAGAUAUACAGUAAAGCCUGAUUCUGGUGUUUAUAUACUUGGACAAUUAGGAACAGAAGUACAUGUUUAUACACAGCAAUCACCAACGGAAGAAUUAAUUCAUCAUAAUGGAUGGAAUGGAACAUACGAAUCGAUUGUAUCAUCACAUAAUAAUGGAUUAAUUGCAUUUGUAUAUUCAUCAUCAGGAAAACCAAUGGAAGUGUAUUUAAUUGACAAUAUUAAUCAAUUAAAAUCAGCACAAGCAAUAACCGAUGAAAAUAACUUAUUUACUCGAAGGAGUUUACCGCAAAUAAAAGUAUACAGUUGGAUAAAUGACAAUGAUCAUCGAGUGAUUGAAGGAAUACUUCAUUAUCCACCUGAAAAGUUUGAAUCUAAAAACCUACCUCUUUUAGUUCUUAUUCAUGGUGGCCCAUAUUGGGCUUGCCUAAAUAUGCUUCACCUAGUUUGGUAUCAGUGGGCUCCUUUGGCAGCUUCCGAAGGCUGGCUAGUGUUAGAACCUAACUAUCGAGGAUCAACAGGUUAUGGUGAUGAAUUUUUGAAUGAAAUUCAAUACACACCUUUAUCUCGACCAGGAAAAGAUAUUCUUUGUGGAGUUGACCAAUUGAUUAAAGAUGGAAUUGUUGAUCCGAAAAGACUUGCAGUUGGUGGUUAUAGUUAUGGUGGUUUUUUAACGAAUUGGUUAGUUACACAGACUAAACGUUUUAAUGCUGCUCUUUCUGGUGCUGGUGUUGUUGAUCAUACUUCAGCAUGGGGUAUGAUGGAUUUGCCAACAAUACUGAGCCAUUUGUUUGGAGGAUUUCCAUGGGAAGUACCACAUAUUUAUCAAAGUGAAGCACCUAUUUAUCAGUUAAAUAAAAUACGUACGCCCAUACACAUCAUUACUGGUGAAGAUGAUAUUCGAGUUCCUUCAAGUCAAAGUUAUAUUUUAGAACGAGGACUUCAUUAUCUUGGGAUACCAGUAAAAUUAAUUACCUUUCCAAAAGAGGGACACUCAAUGAAUAAGAAUCCUUGGCAUGGAAAAAUAAUUGUUCGAGAAGAGCUUAAAUGGUUACAAAAAUAUGGUAAUCAAUCAAUGACCUAUAAUGAGUCAUCAAGUAACAGUGAGAAAUCGAAAUUAACUUAUGCCUUACACUUCUAUAUGCUUUUGUUCUCGAUUGUAAUAAUAAAGAACUAA
Molecule: messenger RNA, 1992 nt
Organism: Rotaria sp. Silwood2
Lineage: Eukaryota; Metazoa; Rotifera; Eurotatoria; Philodinida; Philodinidae
Source: the annotation of a GenBank genome assembly